ACAGAGAACCUUAAGCUUCCAAAAGUUUGGUUUGGGGGAGGGGGGAGGGGGAGAGAGAGAGAGAGAGGGAGGAGUGCAGGAAAAAGAGGAGUACUCAAAUUAUGGCAAGCUCAAGCAUGGCCGCAGCGGCCUCAAGCUUUGUGUUCACGUCCAACCGUUCCACCACCGCCGGCUCUUCGCCACGUUCCGACUCCAUCACCUUCUACAAGCCCAGCAAAAGACUUGUGGUUCGAGCUUUAGAGGCGGCGGCGCCGCCACCGCCUCCUGGAAAAGUAAAUGGACCCGAGAAGCCUGAUCCUGGAAAAGUAAACGGACCCGAGAAGCCCGAUCCAGGAAAAAUAAAUGGACCCGAGAAGCCCGCUCCCGGAAAAGUAAAUGGACCCGAGAAGCCAGCUCCUGGAAAAAUAAAUGGACCCGAGAAGCCCGCUCCCGGAAAAGUAAAUGGACCUGAGAAGCCUCCUUCUGCAAUACUAAAUGGACCCAAGGAGAAUGGACCAAAGAGGGGCGCAAAGGUGAAGAUCCUUAGGAAGGAGUCUUAUUGAUGUUCAGUUAAAUUAUGCAGGUGUGCUACAAAUAAAUUUGCCCUGGAUGAGAUCCAGGAAGUGAAAUGAGGUCAGUCAUGUACCAAUUCUGAAGUUUGUAUAAUAACAGUCCUAUGUGCACCUUUAUCUAUGAGUAAAUGAACUGAGUGUCAUUGUGCAUGUAUGAUCCAAUUUCACUAGAUUGUCCAUUAUUAUAACUGCUUGCCUUCUACCUUUCUAUAUUGCAUUAAUAACCAAAACUUCCUGGCAUAAAAGAAUUAUAUUGUUAUUUUUUUU
Messenger RNA from Phoenix dactylifera (date palm), 818 nucleotides. Lineage: Eukaryota; Viridiplantae; Streptophyta; Magnoliopsida; Arecales; Arecaceae. The record is from RefSeq and is a predicted model, not a curated record.